This is a messenger RNA of Debaryomyces hansenii CBS767, 711 nucleotides long. Its product is annotated as mannose-ethanolamine phosphotransferase. The coding region runs from base 1 to 711 and encodes 236 amino acids. The record is from RefSeq and is a predicted model, not a curated record. Gene Ontology annotation, cellular component: endoplasmic reticulum membrane. The transcript has a single exon. Gene Ontology annotation, biological process: GPI anchor biosynthetic process. NCBI's taxonomy places the organism in Eukaryota, Fungi, Ascomycota, Pichiomycetes, Serinales, Debaryomycetaceae.
AUGCCACCAAAGUUGAAAGCUACAAGGAAAUCAGUAUCGUUUCAGCAUUUGAGCGAUGAAGAUAUUUCGAAAUCGCAGUAUAUAUUGAAGACUGAGUUUCCACGAAUUGAAACAUCAACAUUAACAAUACCAUUUCAUUCAGCCUUAUUGAUUUUUGGAUUAUAUAAGUUUGGAUUAACAAAUGAUAUUUACGGGGUAAUGUUGAAAGGUAUUUUCAGCUUGAUUCCUUUGCAAUUACUUUACGGAUAUUUAAUAACUACAAGAUCGGAGAAAGAAAAGAAAACUAAAAGUCAUAACAAUUCAGAGAAUGUACCAUUAUUAUUAGCAGGAGGAAUUGUUAUUUCUCUAGUUUUAUCCGUUCCUCUAUUCGUUGCACUAAUAUUACUUGGAGCUCCCUUAGCUAGCCAUUUGAAGGAAACGUACCUAUUGUCAAUUCACUUGUCAUUAUUGAUAUUUUAUCCUCUGCUAGUUUUGUACAAGUAUGAUUAUAAACUGCUAGUCAAAUUCCUCGAUGCCGAUGGUGUGUAUAAUGCUAUAGCCAAAAAUCAGAUAUUACUAAGUGCUGUUUUGGCUGUGAUCGGUACGUGGUUCGGAGUUAUUCCGAUUCCGUUAGAUUGGGACAGGGAUUGGCAACAGUGGCCAAUUACCUUAUUAACAGGAGCAUAUAUAGGUUCCUUUGUCGGAGGAAUAGCAUGUUUCUUAUUUCAAUAA